UUUCCUAUUUCCGCACCAACUCGCACUCGCUUGCGGCGAUGAGGCGGGCACGUGGCAUUCAUUCGUCUGCUUCCCGACGCUGGACGCUCUCAGUGCAACAAGCACCGGCAAGCACAAGCAAACAACAAGAGCUGCUCGUCGCAGGCACCGACCGCAGCCAUGUCUCCGCCGACCUUGCCGCCUAUUUCUAUAAUGACGCACGCGUCUGCCCCGUCUUCGCGUCCGCUGCUUCCUCAUCCUCAGAACACGAGUGCCUCUGAUUCAAACCCGUCUCCUACAAUGUCCGCAGCUCCUGCCCGAGAGAUGUUCUACCGUGGUGACAUGUCCCCCUACAACUACAGCCACCCUCAGCCAUACCACCAGCAGCAGUCUCAGCAGCAACAACAACAACAACAGCAAGCGCAGCAGCCUUCACAGCAGUUCAACGCAGCUCCGCAGCAACCCCAACAGCCCGUCCAGCAGCAGAGCUCCUGGUAUGGCCAUCCAGCAGACUACGACUCUCGCAGAGGGUCUCUAGCUUCACAAGACUCGGCCUAUGUUGUUCAAGGCGGCACCUCUGCUACCGACCAGCGAGCAGGCCCGCCUUUUCUGAACGGGCAAGCAAGAGGUCCUACAGUCCCCCGUGGUGCACCCCCCGUCACCAGGCCCACUCCUUACGCACCGAACCCCAACGCAGCAGCUCCCACAAAAGGCUUUCCCUACGCUUUCCCAGAUCCAGCUGCUCUAGCAGCUCCAGUAACACCUCAAGUUCCAUAUGGCGGUUCGCCGGUUGUUUUGGGCUAUGCGAAUGCUGCUGCUGCAGCUUCGCGGACCUCAGUGGACUCCUACGACCGCAUGAGCGGGCGAUCGCUCGAUCUAGAUGACGCGGCCUCUACGGUCACUACAGUGGCCACACCAAAUGGACCGGUUUACAACGGUGGUCUCGGGCCUGGACCGUACUCUCGGUCACCAGAGCUGAGGCAGACGCAUAAGAUUGCAGAACGAAGACGUCGACAGGACAUGAGCACGCUCUACGAUGAUCUCAAGAGAAUUUUGCCGGAGGAAAAAGGGGCAAAGUCCUCGAAGCACGAUAUUCUUAGUCGUGCGGUGAACGUUAUCAAGAACAUUCAGACUUUUACCGACGACAUGCAGCAGGAGAUCAACGAACUGCGAUCGAAACUAGGGCUGCCCCCAAAGCGUUUCCCCUCGCUGUCUGCUAUCGCUACUGACCGGUCUAAUCGCAACUCGAUGGGCUCAGACCGACAGGACUCGUCAGAUAACGAUCAGAUGGAUUUGUCGAAAUGAGCUAGUCAAAGAAUU
Messenger RNA from Myxozyma melibiosi, 1299 nucleotides. RefSeq lists its product as uncharacterized. The record is from RefSeq and is a predicted model, not a curated record. Gene Ontology annotation, molecular function: DNA-binding transcription factor activity; protein dimerization activity. NCBI's taxonomy places the organism in Eukaryota, Fungi, Ascomycota, Lipomycetes, Lipomycetales, Lipomycetaceae. Gene Ontology annotation, cellular component: RNA polymerase II transcription regulator complex. The transcript has a single exon. Gene Ontology annotation, biological process: positive regulation of transcription by RNA polymerase II. Bases 160 to 1284 code for a protein of 374 amino acids.